GCCCGGGGCCCGGGCGGUUGCGGAGGGGGGGACGCGGCGCGGGGCGCAGAGGGGCGGCCGGCGCCCGAGGCCAGGGUGCACUUCCGAGUGACGAGGUUCAUCAUGGAGGCAGUCUAUUGGAUGCCAUUUAAUCUUCUCAUUGUGAACUUAUAUUGGUUCUGUGACCCAAUGCCGUGAUUUCCUUAGGAGCUGUCCAGAGGCGGGGCCGGGGCGGAGGCUUUCCCCUCUGCUGUCAUCUUGGCAGGAUUUUUGUUAGGUGUCAAGCUGGGGAUGCAGUCCAUUCCCAUCGCCACUGCUUGUACCAUUUACCAUAAGUUCUUUUGUGAGAUCGACCUGGACGCCUACGACCCCUACUUGGUUGCCAUGUCUUCCCUUUACUUGGCCGGCAAAGUGGAGGAACAGCACCUGCGCACUCGUGACAUCAUCAACGUAUCCAACAGGUACUUUCACCCAGGCAGUGAACCCUUGGAGCUGGACUCCCGCUUCUGGGCGCUCCGGGACAGUAUAGUGCAGUGCGAGCUCCUCAUGCUCAGAGUCCUGCGUUUCCAAGUCUCCUUCCAACACCCACACAAGUACCUGCUCCACUACCUGAUUUCCCUCAAGAACUGGCUGAAUCGUUACAGCUGGCAGCGGACCCCCGUUUCCGUCACUGCCUGGGCCCUGCUGCGGGACAGCUACCAUGGGGGGCUGUGCCUCCGCUUCCGGGCUCAGCACAUAGCCGUGGCAGUGAUCCACCUGGCCCUGCAGGCCUACGGGGUCGAGGUGCCCGCCGAGGCCGAGGCCGAGAAGCCGUGGUGGCAGGUGUUUAGUGACGACCUUACCCAGCCAAUCAUUGAUAACAUUGUGUCUGAUCUCAUUCAGAUUUAUACCAUGGACACAGAGAUCCCCUAAGGCCCUGGGCCAGGCCUGCCCAAAGAGAAGCCCGGGAUGCUCAGCUGCCUGGGGAUGGCACCACCGCAUCGCCGUGACGGCUGGUCCCCAGACGACCAGCUGGGAGGACUGGUUUUGUGCUGCUGGAGACGGGCUGGCGAAGGCGAUGACCUGCAGCCGCUUUGGUUCUCAUGCUUUGACUGUCCCUGGCAGCUGCGGUCCGGACGGUGACGGGAGCUGUGCCUCCUGCGGGCAGGCCGGGGUGCGCCAGGGGAGGGGCCCCCAAGGCAUCCGUGUCUGCUUUUGUCCUUUGAGAGGACACCAACUGCAGUUGAAUGUGGAAUCAUUGGAAGGAAAAAUCAAAGAACACAUGAGACUGCACUCUUGGGGAUUUUUUUAACGCCAGAUUUAUAGGAAGUAUGAAUGUGCAACAUAGAUGGAAUUUUAUUUUGUGUAAUAAAAGAUGAUGCAAAUCAA
Messenger RNA from Canis lupus familiaris (dog), 1347 nucleotides. It is a transcript of the gene CCNQ, whose product is annotated as cyclin Q. The coding region runs from base 271 to 891 and encodes 206 amino acids. Gene Ontology annotation, molecular function: cyclin-dependent protein serine/threonine kinase regulator activity. The transcript has 6 exons. Gene Ontology annotation, biological process: regulation of transcription by RNA polymerase II. Lineage: Eukaryota; Metazoa; Chordata; Mammalia; Carnivora; Canidae. Gene Ontology annotation, cellular component: nucleus. The record is from RefSeq and is a predicted model, not a curated record.